This is a messenger RNA of Pipistrellus kuhlii (Kuhl's pipistrelle), 828 nucleotides long. It is a transcript of the gene AGRP, whose product is annotated as agouti related neuropeptide. NCBI's taxonomy places the organism in Eukaryota, Metazoa, Chordata, Mammalia, Chiroptera, Vespertilionidae. Gene Ontology annotation, biological process: hormone-mediated signaling pathway; neuropeptide signaling pathway; positive regulation of feeding behavior. The transcript has 4 exons. Gene Ontology annotation, cellular component: extracellular region. Gene Ontology annotation, molecular function: neuropeptide hormone activity; type 1 melanocortin receptor binding. The record is from RefSeq and is a predicted model, not a curated record. The coding region runs from base 321 to 749 and encodes 142 amino acids.
UCAGGGCUGUCUGCCUUGUUACUGCUAAUGGCUCCAGCCUGCCCCCAACAGGUCCCUGUCCUGUCAAAAUCUGGGGGCCCUGGGCACCCCUGUCAUAUCCCCAAACUUUAAUUGGCUCCUGGAGACCUCAAACACACAAUCGGAGAUGGUCAUGCUCAUAUAGAGCACCCACAAACUCAGGUUUGAGGGAGAGAGGCUUCAACUGUAUGUCCGUCCCCUCUUCUGGGGAAGGCCCCUCACAUCCUGGCUUCAGGGAAUAGUCACGUGUGGGCCCUUCAUCAGACUCUGCUAUAUAAGCGGAGGGCACCAGGCAGCCAGGAAUGCUCGGGGCAAGGAUCCAGCCAGCAGAAGCCAUGCUGACUGCAAUGCUGAGCUGUGCCCUGCUGCUGGCACUGCCUGCCAUGGAGGGGGCCCAGAUGAGCUUGGCAGCCCUGGAGGGCAUCAGAAGUCCUGACGAGGCCCUGUUCUCAGAGCUGUCAGACCUGGGCCUGAGGCCUGAGCUGAAGAGGACAGCUGCAGAACAGGCAGAAGAGGCUCUGCUGCAGGAGGCCAAGGCCUUGGCAGAGGCGCUAGAUCCAGAAGAACGGGAGCCGCGCUCCGUGCGUCGCUGCGUGCGGCUGCACGAGUCCUGUCUGGGACACCAAGUGCCCUGCUGCGACCCAUGCGCCACGUGCUACUGCCGCUUCUUCAACGCCUUCUGCUACUGCCGCAAGCUGGGUACCGCCAUGAACCCCUGCAGCCGCACCUAACGGCUCAACGUCAGAGUCGGGGCUGUGACGGGGUAGGGGGCGUGAAUAAAGUUUGGGACCAACGGCAAGGCUGUGACAU